AUGUAUACUGGGAACGGUCCAUGGGGCUGCCAUCUCCCCUCUAUCUCAAGAGCGACCUGCUACAGAGAGCUGGAGAAGGUUCAAGAGAAAGGAGACUCUGGCAUGAUCACGGUGGAGAGGAGAUACAGUACUAAACACAAUGAUUUUCUGGAAUCUAAGGGAUGCUUUGCCAACACAACAUCCUCUAGCAGAAGCAUCAGCCCCUCAUCUUCUGUUGAAACAGAAGGUCUGAGUGUCAGUGAGCCUCCAGGCCCCUGCAGAGUGUCUGUUCACCUAGACCCUCCUGCAGAUUUGGCUCUGAAAUCCUCCUCCUCACAUUCUGAUCACUCCUCUGACAACUCAUUGCCUAGAAUCCAAAAGGAUAAAUAUCCUGAGGAAUUCAGCCUGCUUAAGUUGCAGACAAAAGAUGGGCAGCGUCCUGAGUGGACAUUUUACCCAAGGUUUAGCUGCAAUAUCCACACCUACCAUGUUGGAAAGCAGUGCCUAUUUAACGGGGUCUUCCUUGGCAACAGGAGGUCUCUGUCAGAGAGGACAGUGGACAAGUGCUUUGGGAGGAAGAAAUAUGAUAUUGAUCCCAGAAAUGGAAUCCCAAAGUUAACUCCAGGAGAUAAUCCAUAUAUGUACCCAGAACAGAGUAAAGGCUUCUACAAAGCAGGAUCAACUCUCCCACCAGUGAAUUUUUCAAUAGUGCCUUAUGAAAAGAAAUUUGAUACAUUUAUUCCACUUGAGCCUCUUCCACAAAUUCCCAACUUGCCUUUCUGGGUGAAGGAGAAGGCCAACAGGCUGAAGAAUGAGAUAAGAGAAGUUGAGGAGCUUGACAAUUGGCAUCCAGCGGUUUCCUUGAUACACAGUCUACUCCCUGCUGGCUCUUUGGACUUUACAAGACAAUCCUGAGCCAGAAACAGGCCCACAAAGCAUGCGCUGACUGUACUCAGGAGAGCCUCUUCCAGCUGAUUGCUUCUGUCAGUGUGACUGUUCUAAAUCAAAUGUUUGACGUUGAUGAGGAAUCGCUGUGCCUUGCUUUUUUUAACUUCAUAUUUUGAAAACUUUCAACGGUACAGAUAAGUUGCGAGAAUCAUACAAUGAACAAACACUUAUAUAUCCUUCCCUACAAUUGUUAAUAUUUGUCCAGAUUUGUGCACGCUCUCUGUCUCAUGUUAUUACUGUUAUUAUUUUGCUGAGUUAUUUGAGAGUGAGUGGCAGACAUCAUAACCCUUUACUCCUACAUACCUACAUGCUUCAGUAUGUAUCUCCCAAGGUCAAGGAUGUUCUCUAACAAACAGAAUACAGAUAGAAAAUUCAGAGAAUUUAACAUUAAUACAAUACUACUAGUAUACUGUCCACAUUCAGUUUUAUCCAGUUAAAUUUAGUUUUCUAAGGAUGCCCUCAAAUCAAUUGUAAAGUGCAGACGUUACAUGAACUUUCGUUAUUUUUGGUAAAACUAUUCUCAUUUUGUCAAUACUUUUUGAGAUUUUCUCUACUAUUCACUUGGCACAUGUCAGAGAAACGUGAAGGCUGGAUCUCCACCAGGUGAUUGAUGCCAUUGCCCUGGAGCUCCAUUUCCCGUUUCAGUGUUGUCUGUCUACACAGCCAAGCAGGAUGAGAGCUCGGUGAGCACCAAUCAAGAGUCUUAGGGCCUCUUGUGAAUCAGGCAAGACGCAAACAUUUGGAGGAAAA
This is a messenger RNA of Ceratotherium simum simum (southern white rhinoceros), 1677 nucleotides long. It is a transcript of the gene SPATS1, whose product is annotated as spermatogenesis associated serine rich 1. The record is from RefSeq and is a predicted model, not a curated record. NCBI's taxonomy places the organism in Eukaryota, Metazoa, Chordata, Mammalia, Perissodactyla, Rhinocerotidae.